This is a messenger RNA of Pecten maximus, 2960 nucleotides long. RefSeq names its product cell wall protein SED1-like. Lineage: Eukaryota; Metazoa; Mollusca; Bivalvia; Pectinida; Pectinidae. The record is from RefSeq and is a predicted model, not a curated record. The transcript is spliced from 5 exons. Bases 361 to 1623 code for a protein of 420 amino acids.
AAUGCGCUUCAAGAAGGUGAUUUCACUAUACACAGCGGAUCGUUCCUGACAUGGGAACAGGCAAAGAUCACGUGUGAAAGAGAAGCGAAGAAGCUCUUACGUAUAGAGAACCUUGCAAAAUGGACAGAUCUUAAUGCUUUAUCUCGGUUCAAGACCUUCCUCACUACAGAGACAUACUGGACUGGCCUCAAGACAUACAGCAUUGACUGUACUGCAUAUGCUUGGGAUGGUUUCGAUCCGAUUUGUCCCUGGACGAACUGGGUCCACGGACAGCCCAGUGACUGUUUUACAAAUCAAUGUGUCAAAGUAAAAGGUGGAAAAUGGGCUACUGCAUAAUGUGGUGGAGAAAGGAUUACGUUUAUGUGUGAAACAAUUAAAAUUGGAAUGUGUACCGGAUCGGGAUCGGGAACGGGAACGGGAACGGGAACGGGGGGAGGCGAAGAGACAACAACAACGACUGUGGAAAUACCCCAAACCACUGCAGUAACAACCACAACGGAAAUACCAACAGCUACAGAAGAGAUUUCAACAACCACAGAGGCAAUAGCUGCAAUCGUUGAAGUGGCAACCACAGCGCAAAUACCUACAAUUACAGAAGCGACAGAUACUACCACUAAUGUGACAACUACGACGGGAACACCUACAGUCACAGAAGAGGCAACCGACACCACGACGGGAAAACCUACAGCUACAGAAGAGGCAACCGAAACCACGACUGAAACACCUACAGUCACAGAUAGAACAACUGAACCUAUCGGUACUUGGGCCAACUCUACGUUACCGACUACGUCACUGUCUUCAGGCGGUGGGAAUGUUUUUGUAUCUGUAUCGGGUGGCAAUGGUGUUGGUGGCGGUAUAGACACUACCAGAGGUCCUGGUAAUACUAAGACUACAACUGUUUCUUUGUCUGCGGGAGGGACUGCAGCAACUGCUUCCCAGUCUCACACAACCGAACUAACCAAUAGUCCUACGCAAUCACAAAAUGCCACACCACAAGGAGGGUCUGUUUGGUUCGAGGAGCACUACGGAAAAACUAUUGUAGAAACAUACCUGGUAUCUAGUGUAGCUCGCCCCGUUGCACUAAGAACGACUGGAAACUUAGAAAGCUGUCAGCAGACUUGUUUAGAUACGGAGAUGAAUUCGUUCCAGUGUUGGGCGGUGACGAUCCCGGAUCCUUCCUCUGAACAAUGUGUACUAUACUACAUCGAUGCCCCGUCAAAGCUACGUGCUCCGUCUGUUAUGGUAUCACUAACUGGGUCAGUGAUAUUCCUUAAGUUACAAGAUUCAGCCCCGACCUUGGGAACCCCGUGUUCGUGUAAACUCGACAUCAAUUGGGAUCCACCGGCGAAUGCAUCAACGGAGUAUAUGCUGGAACUGCUUGAAGCGCUACUUCAAUUAAAAGCCAAGCUUUCGAUUAAGAAAAACGAAACCCAAAAGUACCAAAGAACCCUGAUAAGCGCUGAAGACAAAAGAACGAGCGCUGUAGGGAUAGGAUCAAUGGGCGUGGCCCUGUUGGUGAUGAUCGCUGCGUUCGUUCUUGUAGCAGACAUUGACCACUUUGUGUCACUGUUUAAUUUUCUGAAGAGGUCUUGUCAAAGGAAAAGCGACACAGCUCAAUCGUAGAUUUGUCAUAUAUGGUUAGCGAUCUAGACAUGGCCUCAUCUGCUAGUCCUGACGACGCUGUCCGUUAUUUUCUGGGUAAGCCUUUAUCAGUGUUUUUCUUGCCCUUAUAUGACAGGGGCCUGCAUAUUUUCAUUUCGGCAAAUACAGUGGUAUUGUUUUGCUAAUUAAGGAUUUAUCAUCAACAGACGUUUUUUCUAUGUGUUAUUUAGCUUUGAUAAAUAGAAACUAGUAGCAUAAGUACAUCUGCUUGUGAAACAUUACGUAAAAUACAAAAUCCGACUUACAUUUCUUCAUGACAAUUUAUGUGAAAAUAUGAAAUUGGGAAAAUGCAACGAAAUUUCACUUGGGGAAGGGGCUUAAAUUCGGCCCCAAAUAUAUCCCCAAAACGUCACUGAUUUAUAUUAGGGCAUUACGAGGUAGAAACGUUACAUAUGAAAUAGAUCUCUGGCGAUCAAACCGUUACCUGUUUCUGUGACAUCACUUUACACAAAACAAGAGAAUAUUUUCAUGCUAAAUAUUUAAGUGCACAUUAAAAAUCAGUUUUAUCGCCUUUAAAUAUGUUUUUCAAUCCAGUGUGUAAAUACAUAUCUAAAAGUUUCAUUUGUGCUUCCUCUAUGUUUUCCUUUGGUCUGUUUUACCAUAUGAAUUGGUUUGUUGUCAAUCGGUUCUUGUUACAUUUUGAAUACGUCAAAUGGCACGGGGAGCACGUUUUCAUUUUGCAAUGAUUUCAGAUCAUGAAAUCUCACACUUCAAUUCUUAUUGAUCUUUUUUUCUUCAAUAAACUACCAUAAUGGGUACAUGUACAUGUAAGAUGUACAGUGAAAGUCAUAGAUAAUAUUCAUAUCUUGUUAAAAGUUUUCAAUAUGUUUUUGACGCCAUGGCGACUGCUGUUAGUCUACAUAAGUUUUGAAAAAACAUUUGAUGCCAUGGCAAUUGAUGUCAUCAUAAAGGAGUUUUGAAAAAAAUAUUUGAUGCCACGACAAUUGAUGUCAUCAUAAAGGAGUUUUGAAUAAACAUUUGAUGCCAUGAUAACUGAUGUGAAUUGACACAAAUGAUAUCAAUCAUGUUUUUAUAUUGCGUAACUAACUAAAUUGAGAGUAAUUUUUUUGUAAAUAUUUGUAGGAUCAAAAUGCAAUCAGGUCCUUGAGCAGAUUUUGCUCUGAUAAUUCUCAGUCAGGUAUAUUGUAUAUUAUAUUAUAUCAUAUUAUAUUGUUGUUAUGGCUACCUAUUCGGAGAGCAGAAACUGCAGGAAAUGAAUCACUUUAUAUCAUAACUGAUUUGAUCUUCAGUUGGUUGGGAGUAGGUUUAUACUUAAGAUAAAACCAUCAUUUGACUCU